Hylaeus volcanicus is the source of this 2538-nucleotide messenger RNA. RefSeq names its product DNA polymerase subunit gamma-1, mitochondrial. Lineage: Eukaryota; Metazoa; Arthropoda; Insecta; Hymenoptera; Colletidae. The record is from RefSeq and is a predicted model, not a curated record. Bases 225 to 2399 code for a protein of 724 amino acids. Gene Ontology annotation, cellular component: gamma DNA polymerase complex; nucleus; mitochondrion. Gene Ontology annotation, biological process: mitochondrial DNA replication; translational initiation. The transcript is spliced from 3 exons. Gene Ontology annotation, molecular function: 3'-5' exonuclease activity; DNA-directed DNA polymerase activity; translation initiation factor activity.
GGAAGAAAUAAAAUCUAUAAGGGACAAUUUAAGAUCGUAUGGAAUUAAAAUUGAAGAUGCGACUAGAUUACCGGAGGUGAAUCUUAAAUUACCUCCUUUGGAAGGAGACGAUAUAGAGGAACACUUUUAUAACAUUGGAAGGGUGGACUAGAUAUACACAGGAUAGAAUAGAGACUGUAAAUCACCCGUUAGAAGACGGUAUUAUUUUUGAUGUAGAAGUUUGUAUGAAAGAAGGACCUUUACCAACACUUGCCACCGCUGUAACUAACCAAGCUUGGUACGGUUGGGUAUCAAAGUCUUUGGCAGACGGUCUAAGUAGAAAUUUUGAUGGGCAACAGUUUCAUAUGGAUCAGUUGAUUCCAAUGGAAAGCGAACCUACAGAAUAUGGAAAAAAAUUAAAUAAUUAUCAUAAGAAAGCAAAAAUUAUGGUAGGUCAUAACGUGUCGUUCGAUAGAAGUAAAAUUAAAGAGCAAUAUUGGUUGAAUCGUACAGGAUUACGGUUUAUCGAUACAAUGUCGCUUCAUAUCUCUGUUAGCGGGAUUAAUAGCUAUCAAAGAUCGAUAUUAAAUGCGAAAAAAGAUUCGGAAGAAAAAUUUGAUUUGCAUCAGCAAACCUCUUUAAAUAGUUUAGCAGAAAUACAUAAAUUUUAUUGUGGCAACGAAGUAAGUAAGGAAUUUAAAAAUGUAUUCGUAGAAGGAAGUUUGAAAGAUGUAAGAGAAAAUUUCAAAUCUUUAAUGAACUAUUGCGCAAACGACGUGUUGGCGACACAUAACGUCUUAUGCCACUUAUUUCCUAUUUUCGAAGAUAGAUUUCCUCAUCCUGUUACUUUAGCAGGAAUGUUAGAACUUGGAACAGCAUAUUUACCCAUUAACUCAAAUUGGCACAGAUAUUUGAACGAGUCGGAAUCUACGUUCGAAGACUUAAACUACGAGACUAAAUUUACUCUUGCUAAAAGAGCGAAUGCUGUUUGUCAACUCAUGCACGAUGAAAAAUAUAAAGAAGAUUUAUGGAUGUGGGACGAAGAUUGGAGUACUCAAGAAAUUAAGGUGAAAUCGUUAUCGUCGGUAAGAAAUAGUAAAAAGAAAUAUGAAGUUGAAAACACGGAAAGAGAAGAAACGGAUGCACAAAAGUAUUUGACCGACGGAGAAAACGACGAGGAAGAUCCUCUGGAGAAAGAAUUUGCAUAUUUGAAAGAAACAAGGAAGCUAUUACCUGCGAAACCACCGCAUAUGUCAGGAUAUCCUGCAUGGUAUAGGAAACUUUGUUCAAAACCGAAUGAUAAAGACUGGGCACCUGGUCCACAAAAUAUAAGUACUUCUAUGCAGAUUGUACCAAAACUGUUGAAUCUGACAUGGGAGGGUUAUCCAUUGCAUUAUAUAAGGAAAAAGGGUUGGGGUAUUUUGAUACCUUAUAACAAUGAUUCGAAUAUCGAAACCAAAGUACCUUUGAAACAGCUUCUGGUUCAAUGUUCUUUACCGCAAACAGAAGGCUUAUUCAAUGGAACAGAUUGUUCAAUGUCAACUCUGGAUAACGACGUGGAAAGCAAUUUAUAUAAGAAAGAUUUUUGGUAUUCUUCUAAGACAAAGAAAUCCAGUAAUCGUUUAAGUUACGUUUAUAAAGGUAGCGCCGUUUGGUGUAACAUAGUUGUAGAUAAUUGUUGUUAUUUUCUUAAAUUGCCCCAUAAAGAUGGAGCAAAUUAUAAUGUUGGUAAUCCGUUGGCCAAAGAUUUUUUGAAUAAGUUUUCGGAAAAUGUUCUCGCUGGUUUAGACAGCAGCGCCACAGAAGUACUAAACAUUGCUAAAAUGAUGUCAUAUUGGAGAAACAAUAGGAACAGGAUCAUGUCACAAUUUGUAAUAUGGUUCGACGAUUUAUCCUUAUCAAACACUGUUAAAAAUACUAAAAAGUCAAUGCGUUACGGGGCUAUUUUACCUUUGGUAGUCGUAUCUGGAACAUUAACUAGGCGAGCGGUAGAACCCACGUGGAUGACUGCUUCUAAUGCUCAUCCGGAACGCGUUGGAUCGGAAUUACGAGCCAUGAUACAAGCUCCACCAGGGUAUAAUAUUAUCGGAGCUGAUGUCGACAGUCAAGAGUUGUGGAUCUCGUCGAUGAUAGGAGAUGCUUAUUAUAAAAAGAUUCAUGGAGCUACACCUUUUGGUUGGAUGACUCUAAUCGGUACCAAGUCCAAUGAAACCGAUAUGCACAGCGUUACAGCUAAAGCGAUUGGAAUAUCGAGAAGUCAAGCUAAGAUCAUAAAUUAUGCUAGAAUUUAUGGUGCAGGACAAAAGUUUGCGGAAAGACUUUUAAAGCAAUUUAAUCCAUGCAUGACAGAUGCAGAAGCUGCAUUUAAAUCUCGGAAAAUGUUCACCAUGACGAAAGAGGAAAAUGUCCAAAGCAACUAAACGAAAACAUGUCGUUAAAGAAGUCGAAGAUCUAAGUCUUCCUAGCGAAUCGCAAUCAAUUGUACGAAUAAUCGAAUCGCGCGGUAAUAAUCUUCACGAAGUCGUAGAUUUGACCGGAGACCGAUAUCUUGUGUCUAUG